Messenger RNA from Phyllostomus discolor (pale spear-nosed bat), 3701 nucleotides. It is a transcript of the gene ZFP57, whose product is annotated as ZFP57 zinc finger protein. Gene Ontology annotation, biological process: negative regulation of transcription by RNA polymerase II. The transcript is spliced from 4 exons. Bases 1292 to 2902 code for a protein of 536 amino acids. Gene Ontology annotation, molecular function: DNA-binding transcription repressor activity, RNA polymerase II-specific. The record is from RefSeq and is a predicted model, not a curated record. NCBI's taxonomy places the organism in Eukaryota, Metazoa, Chordata, Mammalia, Chiroptera, Phyllostomidae.
AUUUUUUUUUUGACAAUCUAAGGGAAGUCAGCGGUCCUGACUAAAUAGUCAGGUAUUGCAUGUUUUAAAAAUUCUUGCAGCACACAGGUUGCAAAUCGCUGGAGUAGGGGAAUAAUCCAGAUCUGCACACUUCACAGAAUGACUGUGGAUAGUCUUAAAGGAAAGGAGAGAUGGAUUCAACUUCAGAUCCCAGAAAUGCACCUUUCCUGUCAACUUUCUCCUUGGGGAUUUAGUUAACUCCCUUGUGAGAUGCACUUUUCCUUGCUGAUAUUUUCAGUUCUAUCACCAGUCCACAAAAUUGAAAGAAAAAAAGUCAAAAGAUUUUUGUGUCUUUAUUCUUUUCAUCCCACCUCAAGAGGGAAAAGUGGAGUGACUGUCAGUAGGCACAGGGGAAUUCAGCCAGGUUUGCUUCAGAGCAGGAAAUUCUGGGUGGGCAGGCAACCCUGUGCUGGGCCCAGUCUGAGCCCUGAGUAAGUGCUUGAUUUUGGGUUGUUAUCACUAUUCUUUACAACGUUUUGUAUAAAUUAAAAAUCCAAAGAAUCUUUUUUUUUUUUUUUGCUUCUAGAUGGGAUCUCCGAGAGUGUCUCUGUUAACCUCAUUUUCUAAUGAAACCAAAUCAGAGUGAAGAGAACUGUGCAGGUGGUUGUGCCAGCCCAGGGCUGGUUGCCUCUGGCACAUUCUGCUCUAGAGAGUGCUUGGGGACAGUGGAUAUUGUGUCUUCCAUGAUACAGAAUCUAGGCUUGGAACACUUAUUCUGCUGUGGACCAAAAGUAUCCUUGAGCAAAUUAAUCUCUGCACUUUAGGUUAGUUAAAAUUGUAGUCAGUUGUUACAUGACAAAGUCAGUACUGAGAGGAUUCCAUGGCACAGAGUAGGAGUUUGAUAACUUUUGAAGUUCCUUGACCAAAUAAGGAAGCUGUUGUUCCUCACUCCCAUCUGUUACUGAUAUGUUUUAUUUCUCUCUUACCUCAGGCUCCUAGAGGUGUUCAUGAGCCAGUGGUUAGAAGCAGGGAGAAACACAGAUGUCUUCCUAGACCCAACCUGGCAUUACUGGACAAUGGCAGCUGAGCCAGGGGUGACCAGGUCCCUGAACUCUGUAGCCUAGGCUUUGAGGGAACCAAAGGAAGACAACUCCUUGAAGCAGAUACAUCUGUCACAGGAAGCCUUCUCAAACUUUGGACCUUUGUAAAACCUCUCUUUCUUUUCUCUGCUAUCUCAGGGUGACAGCCCAGGGAGGUAUCCAGUCUGCCCUGGGAACAAGGCCAGAAGUGAAUAAAGUGAAGAAGAGACACCAUGGGAGAGAAGGUGUUUGGCCAGCUGAAACAAAUGGAACCUGUGCAGCAGAGGCUGCUCCCCAGCACUGAUACUGUCAGGGAGGCCCUGCAGGCAGCUGUGAAGAGAGAGUGCUGGUGGGCAGCCUGGGCAAAGAAGCCAGUCACCUUUGAGGAUGUGGCAGUGAAUUUCACCCAGGAAGAGUGGGAAUGUUUGGAUGCCCGUCAGAGGGUCUUCUAUCAGGAUGUUAUGUCAGAGACCUUCAAAAAUCUGGUGUCUGUGGAUCUGAUCACCAAGCUUGAACAAGAAGAGAAACAGUGGAGAGCAGAUCUCUGUCCCCCAAAUGGAGAGGGCCUUUCUUCAGGAAGCAAGAAGGAGGAACUUCAAGAACACAGUCAGAGUUUGAGAGAUGAGGACACUGGAUGCAGAGGGUCAGGCCUGUCCUCUGCUCUGCCUGGGCCCGUGGGCAGGACCCCAGUGUUUCCAGCAUCCUGGGCUGGGCCACCCUUUCCCUGCCACAUCUGUGGUAGGUGUUUCAGUAAGCGCUCCAACCUCCAUUACCACCAGUUUGUCCACAAUCUUAAGGGGACGAACAACUGCAGCCAGUGUGGGAAGUCAUUUCGGAACCCCAAGGCCCUCGGCUAUCACAGACGCAUACAUCUUGGGGAGAGGCCCUUCUGUUGUUCACUUUGUGACAAGACCUACUGUGAUGCUUCUGGACUGAGUCGUCACCGCCGUGUCCAUCUGGGUUACCGGCCCCAUUCAUGCUCCUUCUGUGGGAAGGGCUUCCGGGACCAAUCUGAGCUCAAACGCCACCAGAAGACACACCAAAACCAGGAGCUAGUGUCUGAAAACCAGAAGCAUUUUGUGACAAUUCUAGGUACCACAGCUGGAUUCCAGGAAUCCACUGUCAGGAGCCAGGGGCUUGUGGCUGGGCACCACACAUCAGUGACCAGGACCCAAGAACCCAUAUUUAAAACCAAGGGUCCUGUAGCUCACCCCCAGCCAUCCAUAAGUAGAAACCAGGAAUCUGCAGCCAAGAACCAGGUGAUCACUGUGAGAACUCAGACACCAGUUACUACAACACCAGGGCCUGUGACCAGGACUCAGGCAGCCAACUGUAGAGUCCUCUGCCUGAAUUCCAGGUCCAAGUCUCACCUACCAAAGCCUUCAAGACUCAAGGUUUUCUCUUGCUCUUAUUGUCCUUUGACUUUUAGUAAGAAGGCCUAUCUCUCCAGGCACCAGAAGGCCCACCUCAUAGAACAGUCAAACUGCUGCUUCUGCUGUGGCAAGUCCUUCAGCUCAUUAUCUGGGCUGGUCAUGCACCAGCAGACUCACUGGAAGCAGAAGAUCUACCGUUGCCCUGUCUGCGACAUCUGCUUUGGGGAGAGGGAGGAUCUUGUGGGUCACUGGGGGACAUACAAAGGCAAGGGGCUGUGCUUGGGAAGUCCCCAUAAAUGCUGGGCUGUCCUGGGCCAGUGGCUUGGCCUUUUUCACAAUGGCUCCCCUAUGGCAGGGAAGGAAAUGGAUCUCCUAGGAUCCACACCCCCAGGGGAGGGGAGGGAAGGAAGGGAGAAUGUAUGCAGAGGAAAAGAAGGAAAUGAGGCAGGCAGGGUCUUGGAACAUAAAUAAAUGGCCUUUCUGACUGAGACCUUUCCUUGUGUUUGGUUUUCUUGAUGACCUAUAGAGGUAAGGAGGCUGGUAUAGAGGAAGAGAGGAAAGGACAGUAAAGGACAUGCACAAAGGAAAAGGGACAGGAAGUGGCACGUGGAAACAUGUACAUUAGCACCUUGCUUGUUUAUUUGUGUCUCAAAAAAGAUCAAGCAGUCGUAGAAUAAAACAGUGGAUACCCUGAUAGGUAUGAAAAUGGGAGGAAAAGGAUGAGACAAGGGAGGUCUGAGGGACUUAUCUGUACAAGUUGUGGGAGUAAAAGGGAAGCCUUCUAAAGCAGGUGGGUAGCCCAGGUUGCAUUCUUUGUUCCCAGCUCCUCAGUGGGCUUCAGGGACAAGAUGAAGCUCUGGCCAGUAUCUGUGGAUUUCUCCCUAUGUCCUCACUCUGCAGCUUAUACAGCUCUUUGAUGUUUUGGGCUCAUGAUGUUCAUUUUCUUCCACCCUCUACUCAGCCCUCUGGGGCUGAGGUCUUGGAAGUAACAACCACCAUUUGCAAAAUUGGCAUGCUGUGGUUUCCACAGAGGAAGUUCCUGGUCUUCAGUUAGUGUCAGAGACCCUGCUGUGCAUUCUUCUCCAGCACAGGUGUCCUCUGAUGAGGAGCGUCUGCCUGACUUCCAGAUGAAAGGCAGAGGAGUUGGAAAGAUGCAGGUAGAAAAAAAAUGGGGUAAGAAAACAGCUGGGAAAAGGUAGAUGACAACAGAGAAACCCAUGGGUGCAUAGAUAAGGUGGAACAACAGAUCAGUGUUUAUCUAAAAAAAAAA